CCCUGAUUUCACCAUUGAUUUAUGACUCUGACUCACCAGAAGCCUACAGCUCGACCUUAGGCGACACCAUGACAUGCAAGAGUAACAUGAUGGAAGAGCUCAGCGAGAGGUUCCCAGAGCUGAUUGCAGUGGUGCCGUGUUUGUGGCUGUCAGGCCUGGCCUCUCACUAACGUCAUCCACGUGUAAUCCAGAGCAGCAUGAAGCCGGCUCACGAGCGCAAUCAGGAAUGCCUCCCUCCAAAGAAGCGGGACCUUCCGGUUAACAAUGCUUCCACCGUUCCUAAUAACAACAACAGCAGCAGUAGCAGCAGCAGUAGUAAUACCGGAGGAGGAGGAGGAGAUGAAGCGACAACAUCGCAGAGCUCUGGCGCGAGUGGAGACGCUCAAGGUGGAAGCGGAAGCGGCGAAUGGGUCCGUACUCAACCGAACCUACAUUACGGAGUGGAGGGGUUGAAGAGCAUCGCUCCGGGAUUACCUGUGGAUCAGUACAGCAUGCUGUAUGAAAUCGCAGUCCCAUCAGUCACCAGUCCCCACGCCGUGCUGGGUCACAUCUCUCCAGCCUAUACGGUUCCUUCACCGCUCCUCCCACACACUGGAAUCCAUUACCCUCCUCUCGGCUAUGCUCCGAUCCCACAGUUCGUCAGCCCUCAGUACGCUGCUGCCGUUCCCUAUGCAGUCCCGCCAGGAUUUGUCCCUAGCCCCUUGAUAUCUGCUCAGUCUCACCUGGUGCCCUAUCCUUCUAUCAUCCAGGAAGGCGUUGUCUCAUCCCCACCUCAGCAGCAAGUUUCGGCUCACGCCUACGCUAAGGUUGCGGCUACAGGAGGCGUCCCGUUGGUGCUGGCAUCUGAGCAGGUGACGGCGUCUUCCUCCUCCUCCUCUUCUUCCUCGCAGCAGCCCCUCGGUGCCGUCGGGAUGAUUCCCACGGCUGAGCGUGUCCCCGUCUUCUACCACCCGUCGGCCAGCGACCGAGCCGUGCAGCCUCAAAGCGGCUCGAUGGAGCAGGACCGAGAGGUGAACGGAGGAGAUCGGGAAAAUGGCAGGGAGUGCCUGCAGGAUGUGGUUUACGUUGCCAGAAACGUAGCAGCGCGGCCGCAGCAAAGCACAGCGAUGGAGCUGCAGGAGCGGAGGAUCUGCAGGCAGGAAGGAAGAGCGUCACCCGGCCAGCGCAGCACUCCAGACACGGACCUGGAGGUCCAGCAAGUGGUGGGUCGUCUGGCGUCUCCGGUGCGCGGUCGCAGAGAGGGAGCACACGGCUCGUCUCAGAGCAGCAGAGAGGUUCAGGGGGAGAGCAGGACGGUGUACACGACGCAUCCCGCCAGCCAGCUAGACCCUCGAGUCCCACCUCAUCCUCAUCUUCAGCAGACAGCACAGCCUGGUCAUACGGUGAUCCUGCCGAACGGGCAGCCGGUCCUCAUGCCCCUGGACUACCAUCCUCAUCCUCAGCCUAAUAAUGACACUGCUGCUGAAACGCCACAACACAAAAUGUCAGAUGCCUCAGGUGUGGCUGAGCGGGUGGCGGCAAUGGAGCUGCCCGCUGUCCCAGGAGUCCCGGCUGUCCCUGCCGUACCGCCUCCCUCACACUUCACCAAGGGCGCCAUCAUCCAAUUAGCAACGGGUGAGCUGAAGCGUGUGGAGGACCUGCAGACGCAGGAUUUCGUACGCAGCGCUGAAGCGAGUACUGGGCUCAAGAUCGACUCGAGCAUGGUGGUGGACAUCCGUGCGAGCUCGCAGAGGCCCGGCCUAGUCGCGCUACGCUUUGCCGUCGGCGAGCGCCAGAGCAAAGUGAGCAUCGACGUUCCUCCCGAGCAUCCGUUCUUCGUGUUCGGUCAGGGCUGGUCGUCCUGCAGCCCGGAACGCACCGCCCAGCUCUACGGCCUCACCUGCCACCACCUCCAAGUGGGCGACGUCUGCGUCUCCAUCACCCUUCAGCAACAUUCGACGCCCCACCAAAAACCGCCAUCGGUUUCCCAGCAGCCGCAGCAACCGACACCCAGCAGGACUUCCACCAAAGCCAACUCGACAUCAGGAGCCUCCUCCAGCCAGCCUAUGGGACCUCCGGCACCUCAGAACCCACGGCCUCCGGCUCAGCUCAGGAUGGAGCGCGUUCACCGAGACCGGGCUGACAAGGAAGAGCCCUUAAAGCUGAGCGCCUCGGGACAUGGAGACGUGCCCUCCAGACCCGACAGGACUUCGGCGGAGCAUACGCGCAGCCAGAGCGGUUAUUAUUUGCACACUGAGGCCCACGGGCCCUCGCAGAGGCGUUGGUCCACCCCUGGUUUCCAAAGAUACCCCAUCAAGAGGGAGGAGGGAGGUCUAGCCGCACCGCCGGGUUCCUCUCGGCCCUCGUUCAUCCCUCAGGAGGUCAAACUAUCCAUCGAGGGGCGUUCCAACGCCGGGAAGUAGCAACAGCAGAACGCAAGACGCAUGGGGCAAGAGGGGGGGAGGAAAGUGUCAGAGAUGUAUGUGAAAAGAAAAAGAGAGAGAAUGUAGCCUAAGAAUGUUUUUGUUUUCUUUUGAGAUUUUGCACAGGAAAGAUUUUAUACACACACACCCUUGUUUUUAGGCAGCCCGAGAGCACUCGGGGCGAGUUAGUGCCAGUUCGUAACGAUGGCAAGACCGCCGACCAUCUGGACUAACGGCUCCAGCUGGUAAAUUAUCUACCAAAGCCUUUCACGCUCUGUAAGUCACUUACAGACGGAAUAUCAUGAGUUAGAACGUUCGCAGCUCUUUGAAUUAACGUGUAUUGAAGGACGUGACGGUGGAGGGGGGGAUGAGGUGCAGCCAUAGGAUGUUCAUAAUUAUGCCUGUUUUCCU
Molecule: messenger RNA, 2813 nt
Organism: Neoarius graeffei (lesser salmon catfish)
Lineage: Eukaryota; Metazoa; Chordata; Actinopteri; Siluriformes; Ariidae
Gene: atxn1l
Product: ataxin 1-like
Exons: 3
Coding region: 198-2402 (734 amino acids)
Biological process (GO): anatomical structure development; regulation of DNA-templated transcription
Cellular component (GO): nucleus
Molecular function (GO): RNA binding; protein binding
Source: RefSeq, a predicted model, not a curated record